Molecule: messenger RNA, 1431 nt
Organism: Aspergillus steynii IBT 23096
Lineage: Eukaryota; Fungi; Ascomycota; Eurotiomycetes; Eurotiales; Aspergillaceae
Gene: pdeA
Product: 3',5'-cyclic-nucleotide phosphodiesterase PDE1
Exons: 2
Coding region: 1-1431 (476 amino acids)
Biological process (GO): cGMP catabolic process; negative regulation of glucose mediated signaling pathway; cAMP catabolic process
Molecular function (GO): 3',5'-cyclic-AMP phosphodiesterase activity; 3',5'-cyclic-GMP phosphodiesterase activity
Source: RefSeq, a predicted model, not a curated record
AUGGUUGCUGACCUGUCUCAAAAGGGACCGACAGGAGGCCCAUGUGAAGAUAGCAUUACUGGAAUGCUAGUUCGAUCAACCUCAACAAGCUGGGGACCAGAUUCGAUGAUCGCAGUCGAUGCUGGCACCCUUUUAUGCGGACUUAAAAAUGUCCUAGAGACAAGUGACGACAAUGGGCCCUUUUCCGGUAUGGCUAUGCCCUACAAAACCGCCAAGGCGAAUGCUGCACACAUCCUUCGAGAGAUCGUCGGACCUGUGUUAGUCACGCAUGCUCAUUUGGACCACAUCUCGGGCUUUGUUGUAAACACGCCGAUUCUGGAAGCCUCCAGCGGUCCCAAACGUCUGACUGCUCUGCCGUCCGUCAUUUCGGCCUUCAAGGAGCAUAUGUUCAAUGAGAUAUUGUGGCCAAAUCUCACCGAUGAAGAUGGUGGAGCGGGGCUCAUCACUUUCCAACGCUUGGUGGAAGGCGGCAACCCACACAUGGGCCGAGGUGAAGAGAAAGGAUAUGUUCGCGCCUGCGAGGGACUUACGACCCGGUGUUUUGCCGUAAGUCACGGGCGAUGCAAACGGCCGUAUCAACAGCAGCCCACCACUUCAACACCUGAUCUAAACCCUCGUCGCUUGAGCCUGCCGUCGUCAGCAGAUCCUGUAUUGUUUCAGGAUUCUUUUGUCGACAGGCCGUUACUCUCACCUGCAACAGGACAGUCGCAAUCCUCUCAGUCCCCACGGGAAGUAUGUACGGCGGUCGAAAGCUCCGCAUUUUUCAUUCGUGACCAUGCUUCAGGAAUAGAAAUCAUAAUUUUCGGCGACAUCGAGCCGGACUCGAUCUCGAUCCAUCCGCGCAACCAGCGUGUCUGGGAAAAGGCCGCGCCUAAGGUGCUUUCCAAAGUUUUGCGCGCCAUAUUUAUCGAGUGUUCUUACGAUAACUCCGUCUCCGACGAGUUUCUAUACGGUCACCUUUGCCCACGCCACUUAAUAAAGGAGCUCAAGGUCCUGGCUCGACUGGUCUUUAAGUUGAAGCACGGGGCAGGCCACAAACGCAAACGUGCCACACCACCAGAGCAGGAACACGCCCCGGAAGAGCCCCCCAGUGCCAAGCAGAAAAGCGGAAGAUCAAAAUCUCAUUCAUCUGCAAAGGGGACACAGCGAGGAAGAGGAAGAACAAGCACCGUCACGUUUGCGGAUACACCAAGCGGCUCCCUUGCUGCUGCUAACGACGACAUUGAGGAAACGACUGAUGAUAUUAAGUGGUCGGAAGAGGAGAAACCUCUAGAAGGUCUGACCAUCUUUCUCAUUCACAUUAAGGAUGAUAUGAGUGAGGACGAGCCUGUCGCCGAGCGCAUAUUGAGCGAAGUCACGGAAUUGGCAGAGACGGAGAACCUAGGAUGCACGAUCCGCGUUCCCGGCCGUGGUGAGAACAUCUUAAUCUAA